AUGUCGUUGCAAGACAAGCGAGUUAUCCUUCGAAAAGUUCAAUGUAACCCUAAAGUAAAUGGUGAAUUGAAACUGGUACCGGUUUUAAUUCCCGAACUGCUCGCAAUACCGUACAUCUCCUCAGUGAAUAAGAAAAAGCGCCUCAAGUUUGCAGAAAAGUAUUUUUUGAAGGACGGAAGUUUUUGGAAAACGGUUAUCUUCUGCGACGAGUCUAAAUUCAAUUUGUUCGGUAGCGACGGGAAGGUAAAAGUCUGGCGAAAAUCAAGCACUGAAUUUAAUGAGAAAGAUGUGGAUGUGAACAUUAUACAAGUUUGUUUCGCGGCGUUAGGGGUAGGCGCACUGCCGUUUAUUGAAGGAAAGAACAAAGACAACAAAGACAAAGACUACAUCAAAAUUUUAAAAGAAAAUCUGCGCCAGAGUGAUGAGAAACUAUGA
Hermetia illucens (black soldier fly) is the source of this 435-nucleotide messenger RNA. RefSeq lists its product as uncharacterized. The transcript is spliced from 2 exons. The coding region runs from base 1 to 435 and encodes 144 amino acids. Lineage: Eukaryota; Metazoa; Arthropoda; Insecta; Diptera; Stratiomyidae. Gene Ontology annotation, molecular function: nucleic acid binding. The record is from RefSeq and is a predicted model, not a curated record.